AUGUAUCGGCACGAACGGAUCGACUCGAUCGGAGUUAUCACUUCGGCCUCACAGAAAACCGAGAAAAUGGAACUGCUGCACGUGAUAAUCAAGUCGGGACCUUCGCCGCGACCCCUCGCUUGGUCUCUGGAUGUCUCGCCUUCUGAGGAAGGAGACGACUGGAGAAUGAUCAGAGCCUUCGGAGACAAGGACCAUUGCCGUAAACUCUGGGAUUUGAGGCCUGAGAGACGACGACGGAAGGCCAGGGCAGCGAAGAGAACGAGUAGAGCUGAUAAGCCUGCCUGUUCCACGCAGUUCGCUAGUCCGAGACCACUUGAAAAUGGAGAGAUGCAUGUUGGUGUGGGUGAGGGCGUGGUGGCGCGGCGCGUGCGCGUGUCAUUCCGCGCUGCGCACGCGUCGCCCGCGAAACAACAAUACUACACGGUGCGCGCGCUCACUGUAGCCGCGCGGUGUCUGUGCCACGGACACGCCACUAAGUGCGAUGUCAACGCUCAGGGUGCAAAGUGUGAAUGUGAGCACGGUACCUGUGGAGCUCACUGCCAUCGGUGCUGCUCCGGAGGGACCUGGUCUCCUCAUCAACCCUGUGAUGAUGGAGAGGAGAAAACUGAGUGUUCCUGUGGGGAGCGCGGGGCCUGUUCCUAUGAUGACACUGGCGCCAUACUUUGUGUUAACUGCACGCUUAGGUACCCGAGCGUACGGCACGUAGCGUUCCGCGCGCGCCUCAAAGAGCCAAUAGACCAUCACAGACGGGGCCCUGUAUGGCUGAUGUUCGGCGGGGGUUGCGGGGAGAAUCGGGCUGGACCUUUGUGUGACAGAUGUCUGUUCGGGCAUUACAACGCUCUGCCUGAUGGGCCCUGUGUGCCAUGUGGCUGUGACCCUCAAGGAUCUGAUGGAUCUUGUAAAUGGGAUAAGAAGCACAGACAGGUGGUCUGCAGCUGUUUGCCAGGGUUCACAGGUCCUCUGUGUGACACCUGCGAGGAGGCCACGGCAGAGUUCCCAAACUGCCAGACCCCAGUGACUCCGGCCUGCAAGUGUGACCCCCGCGGUAUUGUGGACCCUGAACGAGUUUGUGAUGAAGUUUGUGAGUGUAAAAGCAAUGUGGUGGGCGAGCGUUGUGACGCGUGUGCCCCGGGCCACUUCGGUCUGCUGGCGGAGUGGCCGGAGGGCUGCAAGCCCUGCUACUGCUCGCAUGUUUCCGACACCUGCACCCUGGCCUCCCCCGAAGAAGUGGAGCUACCGAGAGAUGUGAUCCUGCCCCUCGGCGAGGCGUGGCUAAUCACCGACUUUCAAGGAAACGAAACGCUAGAGCCAUCUGUUGACGAGCAAGGGAAACCGUUUGUCAUAAGUUAUGAGGUAGAAGGGUGGGAAUACUUCUAUUGGUUGACGAACUCUUUCAAUGGGGACCAGUUGGCUGCGUAUGGGGGCGAAGUCCUAGCUUCCGUUUACUGGGGCAUCGUGAGAGGGGACACGGGAGGAAACCCCACCUUUGGACCAGACGUCAUACUUAUUGGGACAGGCAAGUUAAAACUGUACCAUGGCACUAUGCUCGCUUAUUCCAACACUAGCCACGAGGCCCCUGGAAACCUCCAGAUCUCUGUGCCACUACUGGAAGGAAAUUGGCGCGUCGUGGAAGAUGACCAGUUGGCUUCUAGGACACAGCUGAUGGAUGUUCUGCGAGACAUGAAGGGGAUUAUGUUGAAGGCUCACUAUCACUUCGAUCAGGAUGAGGUGCGGUUGGAGCGCGUGGGCGUGCGCGGCGGGCGCGCGCGGCGCGAGGCGUGCUCGUGCCCGCUCGGGUACACGGGCGCGCACUGCGCGCGCUGCGCCUGGGCACACGCGCGCCUGCCGCACUACCAGUGUCUGCCCUGCGCCUGCAACCUGCACGCCGCCUGCGACACCGACGGCAAACGAGCCGACGGAUUACCUGAUGGUAAGCAAUCGGUGCCGCCCAUGAACACCCGCUACACCAAAGGAGUUACGAUGGAUGGACCAUGCGGGCCGUGCCAACACAAUACAACGGGCCCGCACUGCGAGCGAUGUCUGCCCGGACACUACGGAAAUCCUGUACAGGGAGCGUGCAAGCCUUGCGCGUGUCCGUUGUACGAAGCCAGCAACAACUUCAGCCCCAACUGCGCGCUGGCCAGCGCUGAGGGAGACGAGUACGUCUGCACCCAGUGUCCUGACGGGUACAUCGGGGAUCACUGCGAGAAUUGCGACUUCGGCUACUGGGGUUCGCCCACGACCCCGGGUGGGCGCUGCCAGGCGUGUGAGUGUGGGGGCUCUCCCUGCCACCCCGCCACGGGGCGCUGCCUCACUUGCCCUCCGCACACAGAGGGCGCGCGCUGCGAUCUCUGCAAGGAAGGCUACUGGUUUGGUGAGGAAGGUGUGGGUCCGUCGAGUGCGGGGUGCGUGCAGUGCGCGUGCGGCGCGGGCGCGCUGUCGGGCGCGUGCGACGCGCGGACGGGGCACUGCGCGUGUCGCGCCGGAUGGACGGGCCGCGCCUGCGAUACUUGUCUGCCAGGAUACGGCGGUGUGUCAGCGGGUUGUCCAGUAUGUCGGUGCGGCACGGCGGCGCUGAACGCGACCUGUGACGCGGUGUCAGGAGAAUGCGCGUGCGCACCCGGGGCCGCGCCGCCAUCUUGCGACACGUGUCUGGACGAGCACUACGGAUUGGACAGUACGGGCUGCAAAGCACCAAUCACGUGCAAGAUUCUACAUCGCGCAAGUGAAGUUAACGCGCUAAAUAGCACAAUAGAAAAAUCCCGACAACAACAGUCGGGCAGUAGCCCAGCCAGGCACGAACACCUCGCCUGGUCGGAGGAUCCUCCCUUUUCAAUGGAGGAUGAGGAAGUUUCCAUCCUGUUCCUCAUACCUCCAAACUGGUGA
This is a messenger RNA of Spodoptera exigua (beet armyworm), 2886 nucleotides long. The record is from the annotation of a GenBank genome assembly. NCBI's taxonomy places the organism in Eukaryota, Metazoa, Arthropoda, Insecta, Lepidoptera, Noctuidae.